Messenger RNA from Lineus longissimus, 1096 nucleotides. Its product is annotated as putative deoxyribonuclease TATDN3. Bases 108 to 914 code for a protein of 268 amino acids. Gene Ontology annotation, molecular function: DNA nuclease activity. The transcript is spliced from 12 exons. The record is from RefSeq and is a predicted model, not a curated record. Lineage: Eukaryota; Metazoa; Nemertea; Pilidiophora; Heteronemertea; Lineidae.
UGAAAGUGCAUGUGCGCUGCAAUUUUGAUACGAAAAUGCGAAGAGCUGUUUUGUUUUUACGAUUUUAGUUAGAUCGACUCAAAUAUUUUUAACCUCACCAACCAGAAAUGUUCAUUGAUGCUCACUGUCACCUUGUAGCAACAGACUUUAACGAGGAUAGAGAUGAGGUGGUAGCUAGAGCAAAAGAGGCCAAUGUCCUUGGUUGUUUGGUGGUAGCUGAAGGGCUUACUGAAUUUCAGUCAAUUUUAGAUCUAGCAGAAAAGUACGAAGACUUUGCCUUUCCUUGUUUAGGCCUGCAUCCAGUUCAGGGAACACCUGGAGUGGAGCAAAGGAGUGUGACAGUAAAGGAUCUGGAGACAGCCUUGCCAUUCAUAGAGAAAAGUAGUGAUCAAUUAUUUGCCAUUGGUGAGGUUGGACUGGAUUUUGUACCAAGGAAUUGUCCAACAGAUGAAACCAAGGAAGCUCAGCGUGAGGUCCUCAGGAGACAGGUUGCGCUUGCCAAAAAGUAUAAUUUACCAGUCAAUGUACACUCAAGAUCAGCUGGACGACCCACAAUACAGUUACUAAAAGAAGAAGGUGCUACAGAUGUGCUUCUCCACGCAUUUGACGGCCGAGCAGCUGUGGCCAUGGAAGGCGUUCAGUGUGGUUAUUAUUUCUCUAUACCUCCAUCCAUAGUCAGAAGUGAACAGAAGCAAAAACUGGUGAAGGCUAUACCUCUUGAAAACCUCCUCUUAGAAACUGAUUCUCCUGCUCUUGGGCCCGAGAAACAGGUUAGAAACGAACCAGCCAAUAUAAAAAUUGCCUGUGAAUAUGUCGCUAAGAUUAAGAAGAUUGACAUGGAAACUGUGAUGAAAGUGACGACACAAAAUGCAUUGAAAUUAUUUCCCAAACUUAAACGAUUCAUCAAGAUAUGAGGUAAAGCAAAUCAUAAAAGACAGUAAAAACAUUUGGCAUGACUGCAGCUAAAACGAUAUUUAUACCUCCGUUUGUGAAAAUCUGCUUUCUAACACCAGUCUUGUGAACGUGGAAAAAGACCGCCUUGUGAUUGGUGAUGACUAGUCUUUGUCACAUCAUUGACAGCUCAAGCUGAAAUAAA